ACUUGUAAAUUCAUUUCAACAAACAUUUGUUAAGAACAUAGGAAGUACUUUGUGAGACAUCUACAUAAAUAAAACGUUUACAAAUCUGUCAAAGAGUUAGUGCUUGUUUUAAGAGGUAAAAUAUAAUGAAUUCAAUUUUGUGCAUAUGUUGAUAUGAGAAGUUGCUGUUGUAAAAUUCAGUGUAAAUGCCCAGGAAUUAGAUAAAAUUGUGAAUCUGAAGAUGCAAAAGAUGAGUGGACCAGAAAAACAGAAUAGUUAGUUCUGUGUGCAAAAUUAGUAACUGAAGUCAUACAGGAAAAGGAAAUAUUGGAGAAAGCAGAUCAGAUACCUAAUUAGGAAACUUUGGAGAUGAAUGCAGAGUGAAAGGAGGAAAGAAAUCGAAGUUGCAGUGUGAGAAACUCUAGUGAAAAACCAACUAAAAGGAAUUAUUUAUGAAGGCAGAGGGCAGCUCCAGUAUAGGAGAUAUUAACCUGCUAUAGAGAAUUCAAGUGGAAAAAUAAUGUGAAAGAGACAACUGGUUUAGAAACAAGGAAUGUUUUCGUGUGUUUGAGAGACUAUUUUUAGUUGAUUAUUUGGAUUGAGUUUUAAAAACACACUACGUUUUUUAAAUACAAAGGGAAAGAGCCUGGUGUGGUCAUCAAAAUUUCUUUUAACAAACAGCAAAUGUUUAUUCAUGCUUUCUCUGUGCUCAGGAGAGUCAUUAGGGAUAUAACACAAAAACAAAACAACACAAUUCCCCCUCCUGAAGAGGUUUAAUAUUUUGAAUGCAUGAAUACUAGAACCAAAAUUUUCGUGGGAUGAGGGAAAGUACAGAAAUGAAUAAUAAAGACUGAGUAUAAAAAUAAGAAAUGGAUACAUUUUUAAAGAAUCACUGCAUAGGAGGUGGUAAAAGUGAAAUCAAAACUACAGGUGAAAAAAUAGCAUCUGCAAUGAAAGAGGGAGAAUGCUGGCUCUGGGGCGUGGGGAAGCAAAUAACAUUUGGAAAUAUAAGUUUUGAGAUGAAAGGAAAAGGUUUGAAUUUUAAAGUAUAAAGUCAGAUAAUUUAGAUAGCAUGGUAAAAAUGGAUAGCAGAACUGAACCUGUGGAGCUUAAACAAUUUUUUUAAAAGGGCGUUAGAGAUAUGAAACUUGCAUUUUCUAUGAACUCUUGGAUGAAGUAGGCAAUAAUUUGUUGCAGAUUUCCAACCUCCUUCUUAGCAUCCCAAUUAAUAAAGGGAAGUCCAUCUUUUACUUAGCCACUUUUUCUGUGAAUUUUCCUAUGAGAUUUGCAGUUUUUUGUCUUUGUAUAGAAGUAGAUAAAGUAAUUGAGAGUAUGGACUCUAUAGGCAAAUUGACUUGGGGAGAAAUUUUAGACUCAAUUGGAUAAACAGGAAAAACAUUAGAAUAAUGAUGAGACAUAAAAUAUUUGUGUUUUCUUUCAUGUCAUCAUAUGUUUUUCCUAAUUAUAUAUACCAGUAAUAUUGUUUAUAAAUAUAUUCACCAAAGCUUCCUGUCGGUUGAUUUUUAGUUUUCAUUUCACAGGUGAUACUAAGAAAAUAAGAAAAUGAUCAAUGAUAGCUACUUUGGUGGAUUUAUACUCCUUGGAUUCCCUGGGCAGCCUGAGCUGGAGACGAUCAUCUCUGGUGUUGUCUUUUUCUUCUACACUAUUGCCUUGAUGGGAAAUAUAGCCAUCAUCCUGCUGCCAUUACUGGAUGAAUGUCUCCAAACACCCAUGUACUUCUUCCUUAGAAAUUUAGCCAUCUUGGAUCUCUGUUACACCACAAAUAUAGUCCCACAAAUGUUGGUCAAUGUCUGGGGUAAAGAGAAAAAAAUCACUUUUGCUGGCUGUGCCUUUCAGCUUUUCACUGAUGUGACACUAUGCACAGUUGAAUGUAUGCUUCUGGCUGUGAUGUCUUAUGACCGAUUUAAUGCUGUCUGCAAGCCUCUGCACUAUAUGACCAUAAUGAAUCCCCAACUCUGUCAAGGCCUGAUGGCUAUGACCUGGGUAAUUGGCAUCAUUAAUUGCAUGAUACUUUCUCCCCAUGCUAUGAGUCUUCCUCGAUGUGGGAACCACCACCUGGAUCACUAUUUUUGUGAAAUAUCUGCAAUGGUCAAGAUUGCAUGUGUGGACACCACAGCCAUGGAAGAAACUUUAUUUGCAUUGUGUUUUUUCAUUUUCCUCACACCACUUCUUCUCAUUCUGGUCUCCUAUGGCUUCAUUGCUGUAGCUGUACUCAAGAUGAAGUCUGCAGCAGGGAGACAAAAGGCAUUUGGGACUUGUUCUUCCCAUCUCUUUGUGGUGUCUAUCUUCUAUGGGACUAUUAUCUACAUGUACAUACAACCAGGAAAUAGUCCUUCUCAGGAUGAGGGUAAACUUCUCAGUAUCUUUUAUUCCAUUGUUACUCCCAGCUUGAACCCAUUGAUUUAUACACUAAGGAAUAAGGAGUUCAAGGGGGCCAUGAAGAGGCUGAUUGGAAAAGAAAAAGGUUCUGGAGAAACAGCAGUACAUUAGUAUCUUUUUACAAAAAGUUUCCAAUAAAGAAAUUGGCCUCGUGUAACCUUUAAAUCAUAGUCAACUUACUGUAGUAGUAGUCAUCAUCUGAAAGUGAAAAUAAUACCUAAAAAUUUUGCUUAUAUUUUAGCAUCAAUGUCCCAAAUUCCUGGGGAUUGAUACUAAACUAAAAAUGUCUUUCAAAAUCACUAGUUGUCAUGUUUGACAAUCCUUCUACAGCUGCGGCAACAAAGCAGGCUCCACGGAGUCCAAG
Equus caballus (horse) is the source of this 2743-nucleotide messenger RNA. NCBI's taxonomy places the organism in Eukaryota, Metazoa, Chordata, Mammalia, Perissodactyla, Equidae. The record is from RefSeq and is a predicted model, not a curated record.